Molecule: messenger RNA, 5910 nt
Organism: Osmerus eperlanus (European smelt)
Lineage: Eukaryota; Metazoa; Chordata; Actinopteri; Osmeriformes; Osmeridae
Gene: gapvd1
Product: GTPase activating protein and VPS9 domains 1
Exons: 15
Coding region: 195-2903 (902 amino acids)
Biological process (GO): vesicle-mediated transport; regulation of GTPase activity
Cellular component (GO): cytosol; endocytic vesicle
Molecular function (GO): small GTPase binding; guanyl-nucleotide exchange factor activity
Source: RefSeq, a predicted model, not a curated record
AUGCGCACAUCUCCUCGUGAUGACAGCGAGUGACAGCUAGCUAGCUCUGUCAUCCGACAGAGAUCAGAAACGCCAAACUGUGAGCUUGCUCGCUCUUGAAAUAGUAUCUUUAUUUGGAAUUUGUUACCAUAAACAACCGGCUGACUAUUAACAGUUUACCUGGUAAGACUCUGAGUGUCCUUGCUGUGGUAAAGAUGGUCAAGCCAGACAUCCACACCCUGGCUCACCACCUGAAGCAGGAGCGCCUGUACGUGGCCUCUGAGAAGCAGCUCAUCCAGAAGCUCAACGGGGACGUGCUGAAGACGGCCGAGAGGCUGUACCGGGCCGCGUGGAUCGCCAAGCGCCAGAGGAUCAACCUGGACCGCCUCAUCCUCACCAGCGCCGAGGCUUCUCCCGCCGAAUGCUGCCAGCACGCCAAGGUGCUGGAGGACACCCAGUUUGUGGACGGCUACAAGACGCUGGGCUUCCAGGAGAGCAUCUACGGGGAGUUCCUGAGCAGGGUGAGGGAGAACCCCAGGCUGGUGGCCUCCUGCCUGGUGGCGGGGGAGAGGCUGAACCAGGAGCACACGCAGGGGGUCAUCCACACCGUGUUCACCUCCCUGUACGGGAACUGCAUCAUGCAAGAGGACGAGAGCUACCUGCUGCAGGUGCUGCGCUACCUGAUCGAGUUCGAGCUGAAGGAGAGCGACAACCCGCGGCGCCUGCUGCGGCGGGGCACGUGCGCCUUCAGCAUCAUCUUCAAGCUCUUCUCCGAGGGCCUGUACUCGGCCAAGCUCUUCCUCACCGCCACCCUCCAUGAGCCCAUAAUGCAGCUGCUGGUGGAGGACGAGGACCACCUGGAGACGGACGCGGCCAAGGUGACGGAGCGCUUCACCCCGGCCCAGCAGGAGCGCCUGUUCGGGGAGAAGGGCUCGGACGGCUACCGGCAGCGGGUCCAGGCGGCCGUGGAGGCCAACGAGGCCAAGCUGGUGAUGCUGGUCAACAAGUUCAUCGGCUACCUGAAGCACAACACCUACUGUUUCCCCCACAGCCUGCGCUGGAUCGUGUCGCAGAUGUACAAGACGCUGUCGUGCGUGGAGCGCCUGGAGGUGGGCGAGGUGCGGACCAUGUGCACCGACCUGCUGCUCACCUGCUUCAUCUGCCCCGCCAUCGUCAACCCCGAGCAGUACGGCAUCAUCUCCGACGCGCCCAUCAACGAGGUGGCCCGCUUCAACCUCAUGCAGGUGGGGCAGCUGCUGCAGCAGUUGGCCAUGGCAGACGAUGAUGGGGACCCCCGACGGAAAAACAGUUUGGCCAAAUUCGACAAGAGCUGUGUGGCCGCCUUCCUGGACGUUGUGAUUGGUGGCAGAGCUGUGGAGAACCCGCCCAUAUCCUCCAUGAACCUAUUAGAGGGUCUGAGCAGGACGGUGGUGUACAUGACCCACUCCCAGCUGCUGACACUGGUGGACUUUGUGCGCAGUGUGACGGCCGGAGACCACCUGCGCGAGGAGGACCACAUGGCUCUGGAGAGCCUGCUGGCGAACAUCCCCCUCUCCCGCACGGUCAAGAGCAACAGCCUGGAGCUCACGCCCUCCAACACUCCCCAGCUCUCCCCCGCCACCACCCCCGCCAACAAGAAGAACAGGCUCCCCAUAGGACAACAGUUAGCUGCUAUAACCUCCUGGGAAGCCAGCACCACGGCCCUGUCCGCCCACAUCCCGUUAGUCACCCCGUUUGCCUCCCGCAGUCGCAGCCGUACCAACAUGGCCCAGGAGGGGGAGCAAGAGGCCAGCUCCCUGGAGUCCCUGCAGGAAGUCAUGCCAGAGGAAGUGCUGGUCAUCUCACUCGGCACCAGCCCCCAGACCAUCCCUGGGAUGAUGUCGGAGAACGAGGUCCUGACGAUGCAGCUGGGGGACGGGGCUCAAGGCGAGGCCCCCGCCGACGACACCAAGCAGCACGGCAAGCCGGACAAGACCCUGCGCUUCUCCCUGUGCAGCGACAACCUGGAGGGCAUCUCAGAGGGGCCCUCUAACCGGUCUAACUCCGUAUCCUCCCUGGAACUAGAGGCGGAGUCCGUCUCCGAGCUGGGAGCCGGGCCGUCGGGGAGCAACGGGGUGGAGGCCCUGCAGCUGCUGGAACACGAACAGGCCACCACUCAGGACAACCUGGACGACAAGCUGCGCAAGUUUGAGAUCCGGGACAUGAUGGGUCUGACCGAGGACCGAGACAUCUCCGAGACGGUCAGCGAGACCUGGAGCACGGACGUGCUGGGCAGCGACUUCGACCCCAACACGGAUGAGGACCGCCUGCAGGAGAUGGCAGGUGAGACUCACUGCAUGAUAUCACCCAUUUCCUGGGUGUGGAUGCCUGUGGGUGUGUGUGUGUGUGUGCGGGGUGUGGAUGCCUGUGUGUGGAUGCCUGUGUGUGUGGGGGUGUGGAUGCCUGUGUGUGUGCAGGUGUACCUGAAGGAGGCUCCGUGGCCCUCCGCCCAGUCUGAGAUCAGGACCAUCAACGCCUACAAGACGCCCCGGGACAAGGUGCAGUGCAUCCUGAGGAUGUGCUCCACCAUCAUGAACCUGCUGAGCCUGGCCAACGAGGACUCUGUCCCCGGGGCCGACGACUUUGUCCCUGUGCUCGUCUUCGUCCUCAUCAGGGCAAACCCGCCCUGCCUGCUGUCCACCAUUCAGUACAUCAAUAAUUUCUACGCCAGCCGUCUUAGCGGGGAGGAGUGCUAUUGGUGGAUGCAGUUCACCGCAGCGGUGGAAUUCAUUAAGACCAUCGACGAUCGCAAGUGGAAGCAGAACAGCCACCUGUAUGGGCAGACUGAGGGGCAGGAGCCGGUAGACUGGGACUCUGCCCAGCCAACUGCUCUCUCUCUCUCUCUCUCUGCCCAGCCCCCUCUACCGCACUCUCUGUUUGUAUAGCUGUACAUAGUCAGAGAAAUUGAAAGAUAACAAAGUAUAUAUGAUCACUGUAGGGCCUACGUGUGGAACGUUGUUUAACGGUGGGGGGGGGGGGAACUGUUUUGGAAAAAGGGGCGAAUGUUAACUUGGAACGUAAAUCGAUUCGUGUUCUUUCAUUUAAUCUUUUUUGUGUCCUUCGUCACGGUGCCGGUGUUGGGAUCUGUGUUUGAAAUUUUAUAUCUAAAACUGAAAUUCUUAGUGUUUAAUUGACAGAUAAAUAAAUGAACCCGAUGAAAAAGGGACCAUGCUCUCUUGAGACGAUCGCCGGUUUGUGAGUGGGAAGGGCCCUCCUUGGUUUAAUCGUGCAAUCUUUCCUCUUGAAUAUUCUUUCGACUAUUAAUUGUACUCUUCAAAUGCAGCCCCGUGAAUCAGAUGACUGAUGGAAUACCGGGAGAUCAGUCCACAUUUAUUACACAAAUGUCUCCUUUUCAAGCUAGCAUAAAUAGUUGGGCAGCGUUGUCUUAAAUUGUCAGUCAGUUGAUCCUUUUCCUAAAUACUUCAUCAGUGGCAGUUUGGAAAUAAGGGCCCACGUAUUUAUGUGAAAUACAAAUGUAUUUAUAUUCUUUCGUUCUAUUUAAAAACGUCGCUUCUUUAUUUUAUUGUACAAAAAACGACAUCUCUUUUUCAUGCCCAUUUUGGAGAUUUGAGCUGGUGGUGAGUUUGGCGUAUCUGAGGUAUCUUACUGCGUGUGGAUGAAGGGGAGAGGGGCUUCCCGUUCAGUCUGAGCCAGCCUGGAUACACAGUCACCACCAGCCCCACUCCUGCACUGGCAGAACUGCUGGCGUUUUGGAAAUUACUCAAAAUUAGUGCCUUUAGGAGGGGCGCUUUAGAUCUGCUGUUUUUUUUUUUUUUUUUCGAAGGUGAUUUGUGCCCCUAGUUUGGUGUAGGUGUACCCCCCGCCCCCCCCCCCCUUCAUGGCCAAUGUGACUGACCUGCCCCCGUGCAGGCUUCACAACACCACUGAUUGUCUUUCCCUUAAAUACACUUGUGUCCAGUCUGGAACCAUCAGUCCCUUCAGUAUAGUGAUCUUACCUAAAAGUUCAGACCAAUAUGACCAAGCUCAGACCGAGGAUGGUCAUGUGUGUCUCUCUCCCAUUGGCUGUAGUAGUGGAUCACUGUGGGCGGGGCAUCAGAAUCCCUCAUAGAUAUACAGGUGGAUGCCUCUUUACCGCAGACUGAUAUGUACAGUAACGGCCGAUUGAAAGGCUGUAGGGAUUUUCUGGCUGUUGGUUUAGCUAGCCUUAUUAGCCUUGGCUAAUGAACAAAGUUUCUGAUGCUGAUUGAUACUGAGAUACUGCACGUAUCGGCAUAGCCAAAACAGUGAUUGAAUUAGCUCUGACCUACCUCCUCACAAGCUCCAGAAAGGGACUCUCUCGCAAUUAUUACACUUGUAUUCAUUAUUUUAUAGUUACGUUUUAGAGGACAGGGACAUUUUUAUUUCCAUGCUGUUCUUUCACUUCUACUGCAAGCUGCAAGCAUGUUUCUUGACACUUAAUAGAGCUUAAGUCACCAAAAAUCAGUUGACGUUGAUGUUGCAGCUCAAUUACCAGGUUCAGGCCGACUUCCCCCUCUGAGUGUCUGUUAGCUACGUGCCAUGUGACUUUAGUUGUCUAUCUUCUCAUUGGUCGACGUGAAAUGAAAACAGCACAACUCGAUAAAUGAAUAGCAAACAAGCAACACUAUUUGACUUGAUACUGACCACCAGAUAAAAGUGUGUGUGUGUGUGUAUGAAAGACAGUGGGUGAGUAAGAGUGUGUGUGUGUGUGUGUGUGUGUGUGUGUGUGUGUGUGUGUGUGUGUGUGUGUGUGUGUGUGUGUGUGUGUGUGUGUGUGUGUGUGUGUGUGUGUGUGUGUGUGUGUGAGGAAUGUGUAUUAUGAGAAUAUAAAUCCACUCAUUGCAAGUGUUGUGUUCUCCCGUGUUAUGGCGUAGUUGACUAAAGUGCUCAUCUGUUCAGACAGAAACCAACAGCACUGGUUAGAAUCUGUUUGGCCAGUUCUGAAAGUUGAAAAAAAAAAAACUACAACAAUUCAAUGUCUUCGUCAGAGUCUGUCCACAUUGUCUUCUCCUUUCUAGGACUCUCGAGCUUCUUUUUGCACAAAGUCAGUGGCGUUUUUUCCCCGAAUUUGACAUGCACCUGACAUUUAAAAAAAAUGUCAGGUGCUGACAUUUGGACACUUUGCAUGAAUGGUAACACUUUCCUGGUCUUUAUCCAUUAUGCUCACCAUAACGAAAUGCUCGGACAGUAAAAUACGAUUUCCAGUUGAAAUAAUGAUGUUGCUGGUUAGGCUUCAGGCCUAACUGUUACACCUGUCUUCUAACAUCAAUGACAUCAACACCUUUAGGAGCAAUCUUGAAAAUGUGUGACAAGUUAGUGUUCUAUUCCCAUAACCUGACAUGCUCCAGGUUUCACCAACAAAUGUGUGAACAUACUGUCAACCGUUUUUGAUUACGUUUCUGCGAGAUAGAUGCUACUGUCUAACUAGUCUGAAUAUAACUCCACGUGUUGAUAGAUCACGAAAAUACAGAUUGUGUUCCAAAUAUGUGUGAUGUCACCUUAGGUGACGUAUAACAAUAUGGACCUGGCUUGUUGCAUUGUACCCUUACAUAUCAGUAACAUGAAAUGAUUUCCAACUGGACUUGUCUCUGUUCAGACUCUGGGGCAGCAACUUUGGAUGUGGCAAGAACAAGUUUAACAUUGCUGACAGACUGUAUGCAAACCAGUAACUGGCUGCUGUAUUGGUGGAUAUAUAGAUACGGACUACGCAAUGUGUUCUUGAAAGCUUUACAAUUCUCCUUGUGCUCUGCUCCCUGUACAAAGUAGGCAUAACGAGCAGAAAAAAAAAUCUGUUUUACAUUUGUAAGCUUGCACAAUUACGAAAUAUGCGGGGAAGGCGUCUUGUCUUUACUGUGAUUAAUGCAUUGUAUAAUUCUUUAAAAACAAUAAAAGAACCAGAAGUUUUUCCUGUGG